Molecule: messenger RNA, 583 nt
Organism: Entrophospora candida
Lineage: Eukaryota; Fungi; Glomeromycota; Glomeromycetes; Entrophosporales; Entrophosporaceae
Source: the annotation of a GenBank genome assembly
AUGAAUUUAAAAAAAAACCAGUCUAUACCUAUCUCAAGUCUUGGAACCCAACAGAUGAAUAAGAUCAAAGAUACAUUAAAACUCAAAUUUGUAGUGACGGAUUGCUCUUUUCUUGAAGAUGAUACAAGUGAAAUUAAUUCUUUCAGUUGGAACUAUGAUAUCGCUGAGAAUAAACAACACAAUAAAUACAUGGCACAUUUAUAUCAGAUAAUAACUUUGCCACUUGAUUUUGAGUGGUAUGAUGCUAGAAGCAAUGUGAGUUUUCUCAAUGUGGUGGACCAAUCAUGGCUACCUUUUGAUUUGAAAGGUACAACUGAUAUUGCAAUUCUUGAUAAAGGGUAUUCAAAAGAACAGGUGAAACAAAAUGCAAGGUUUCAAACACAAGCUCAGCUCCUCAUAGCUAACCAUUAUUCUAAUAACAAUGUAUUAUCACUCUUAACUGAUCUCAACAACUAUUGGGAGUUUUUCUGGGAAUAUGACACUGAAAUAUGUUUUUGCUGGCCAACUUCUAGAAAACUUGCUGUCAAAAUGCUACAAGAUUAUGUAAAUGCAGAAAGUAAAUGCAGAAAUGUACCUUUAGGAA